UUACAGGUUUUGCUUUGCUUUUUGAUGGUCUUUUUCUGCAAGUUUUGAUGGUGAUGCCUUUUAGAUUGGUUUAGUAUUUGUGUUGCUGUUAAACUCAUAGAUUGGACUUUUUCUACUAUUUUCUGUAAUUUUGUAGUUUCUCUAUUCCAUUGGAGGGUGAAUGAUUGUUUCAGGUUUCGUUGGUGAAUCAUGAAAGGAAAAGUGAGCAGCUGAGAACCAUAUGCUUGCAAGCCAUGCUGUUUUUCAGACUUCUCGGACCAGAAAAAGAACUUCGACAAUGCUACUGAAACUUUCCACAGAUCCAUCGUCUCCAACAUUAUCUGUACAAACCUCCAUGGGAUCUCUGUGAUACACCACUCUCUCUCUCUCUCUCUCUCUUCCUCUCUCUCUCUCUCUCUCAAGCUCGGAGAGUAUUAAACACACACAAAAACCAGAUCUUUCUCUCUCUCUCUCCACCCAAAAAAAAUCGAAACUUUAUAGUUUCUGCUUGAUGAAAAGCAAAAUCCACCACCAGCCCAAUGGCGGGAGCAACAAUGGUGUUAUUACAGGUAGCGAUAAUGGCUGUCGAAGUGAGUCACCAAGCCCGCCUUUAUCUCCAAACCGGCGUGUCCUCCGUCGUCAACGGCGGCAGACUUUACUCAGAGCUUCCUCUUUCUCUCUCCGGAGAAAUCUCCGUUACUUGCUUCUCCUUCCUAUGAUUUACGCUUCUGGGCUUCUCAUGUGUGUCGGUCCUUUCUCGGGUCUUGUCGGGUGGGUUUAUGUUCCCGGGUCUGUUUAUCGGAGCCCCGAGAUUUACCGGAAACUUAAAGAUGACAUUCUCUCUGACAAUUCAACCGCCCUUGAGUUGUCUUCUGUGUGGAAAUACAAAAGGAGACCAAAAAUGCCAAAACCUUGUCCUAAUUCAACAGUUUCAUCACAUCUUGGUCUUACCAGAGAAUCAUCUCAUCUUGCUCCUAGUGGUUACUUGAUCGUUGAGGCAAAUGGUGGUCUUAAUCAGCAGCGUUCCGCGAUUUGCAAUGCUGUGGCUGUUGCUGGACUCCUGAACGCAGUUUUAGUCAUACCCCAGUUUGAAUUUCAUGCUAUUUGGAAGGAUUCAAGCACAUUUGGGGAUAUUUAUGACGAAGAUCAUUUCAUAUCUAGCCUCGAAGGUUAUGUGAAAAUUGUGAGAGAUGUUCCUGAUGAGAUAAUGACUCGUUUUAAUUACAACAUGUCAAGUAUCCCUACUAUUCGGGUUCAAGCUUGGGCUACCGUAAACUACUAUAAUGGGGACGUCUAUCCGGUCUUAAAGGAACAUGGGGUUAUACGGAUUUCUCCUUUCGCAAAUAGACUGGCGAUGAGUGUUCCACCAUAUAUCCAACUUUUGAGGUGCAUAGCUAAUUACAACGCAUUGAAGUUUUCUUCACCCAUAUCAACACUAGCUGAAAAGUUAGUCGAUCGGAUGGUCGAGAAAAGCUCAGAGACCGGAGGAAAGUAUGUCUCAGUUCACCUUCGGUUUGAGGAGGACAUGGUGGCAUUCUCAUGUUGUCUCUACGAAGGUGGAAGAGCUGAGAAAUCUGAAAUGGAUGUGAUCAGACAGAAAAGUUGGAAAGGAAAGUUCAAACGAAGAGAUCGUGUCAUUAGGCCCGACCUUAACCGAGUUAAUGGAAAAUGUCCCCUUUCCCCGUUAGAGGUCGGUAUGAUGCUCCGUGGUAUGGGAUUUGAUAACAACACUUCAAUAUAUUUGGCCUCGGGACGAAUCUAUCAGCCUGAGAAACAUUUGGCUCCUCUCCAGGAAAUGUUUUCCCGUCUCUACACAAAAGAGUCUCUUGCAACUCCAGAGGAGCUUGCCCCAUUUGAGGGAUAUUCUUCCAGAAUGGCUGCUUUGGACUACACAGUGAGCUUGUUAAGUGAAGUGUUUGUGACAACUCAAGGUGGAAACUUUCCCCAUUUUUUGAUGGGCCAUCGGAGAUUCCUCUAUGGUGGACAUGCAAAAACUGUCAUACCGGACAAACCCAAACUCGUUCUCCUUCUUCAGGACAUGGACGUGAGGUGGGAAGUUUUCAAAAAGGAGAUGAAAUUGAUGCUAGGGGAAAGUGAUAGAAAGGGAGUGAUGGUACCUAGGGUCAGGAAGAUCAACCGGAAAACUUCCAUUUACACAUACCCUUUACCCGAGUGUGAAUGCAUCUUUCAUUUGUCUUCCAAUUUCUCAGCUACCGGAAACAUUCAGAAUCUUGGAGCACUUCAUCCAACUUCCAACCUCAUGAAUACUGCAAGACUAUAGUCUCGAGUCUUUUUGACCCUUACACUGAAGCUUUGUGCCAAGUCCUGAACGUUUUUGUGCUCUUGACGGAAGCAAGCAAUCAUAUAUGAAGGAGAUUUUUAUGAGGGAAUUGAGUUCACACAAGUGUAAGAACUCUCUAGGAUUGAAACUGUGUUGCUUGCUAUUUCUUGUCAUGUAGGAGUUAGGAUAGUCACAAAAACAGGGGUGUGAUUUUCUGUACUUAUGUUUUCUUCUUCUUUUUUUUGGUCAUUACUUUACACUCUGUCCCUCAAAUUGUUCAAGUGUAUAGUAAUUUACAGUUGGUCUUAUUUUUUGUUGUUCUGAAAGUUCUUUGUAACAGUCCCCCAGCUUCCCACUAGAUUUUACAUUCAA
Molecule: messenger RNA, 2632 nt
Organism: Camelina sativa (false flax)
Lineage: Eukaryota; Viridiplantae; Streptophyta; Magnoliopsida; Brassicales; Brassicaceae
Source: RefSeq, a predicted model, not a curated record